Messenger RNA from Xyrauchen texanus (razorback sucker), 4171 nucleotides. RefSeq names its product protein phosphatase 1 regulatory subunit 14C-like. Gene Ontology annotation, biological process: regulation of phosphorylation. NCBI's taxonomy places the organism in Eukaryota, Metazoa, Chordata, Actinopteri, Cypriniformes, Catostomidae. Gene Ontology annotation, cellular component: cytoplasm. The record is from RefSeq and is a predicted model, not a curated record. The coding region runs from base 198 to 617 and encodes 139 amino acids. The transcript has 4 exons. Gene Ontology annotation, molecular function: protein serine/threonine phosphatase inhibitor activity.
GGGGAAUCCCUUCACCAAUAAUGUGCGCGCUCUGGCACUCACAGCGUUAAUACGAACGCGCACAUUGGCUUGACGUUCCCCUCCCACGCGCCUGUUGUCCUUUAAAAGCUCGCGAUGCGCUUUAAAUAGCAGGUGCUAGAAACGGUGUCCCUGCAUUCACGCUCACACACGUCAUCAUCAUUAUCAUCACCGCCGCAAUGUCCACCGCCAGCGCUGAGACGACCGCACAGCUACCUCCAGCAGCGGGCAGAGUGUUCUUUCAAGCCGGCGUGGGCUGCGCCGGCACCGGCCCGCUGCAGCGGGAUGACCCUGUGCAGAAGAAGCAAGGCAAAGUGACGGUGAAGUACGACCGCAAGGAACUGCGGAAGAGACUCAUCCUGGAGGAAUGGAUCAUUGAACAACUGAGCGAACUGUACGACUGUGAGGAGGAGGAAAUGCCAGAGGUGGAGAUUGACAUUGAUGAUCUCCUGGAGGUGAACAGUGAAGACGAAAGAGUCAUAAAACUACAGGAAUCACUGUCAGACUGCUACAAACCUACUGAAGAAUUUGUGCGCGAGCUGCUCGAUAGGAUAAGGGGAAUGCGGAAACUCAGCGCUCCACAGAAGAAAACCUUUUAAAUGCUUGAAAAUGCCAACGACAAUCCAGCUACCUGGACUGCAGGUCCUGCAAUCUAUCACUCGGUCUGGAGUCACAUCACAGCAUACAAUACACAAGGACUCCAGAUCCCAGGAUUCAUUUCUCACCAAGAACCAAUAUACCAGAGUUCAUUUUGAAAGCACCCAUAUAUCCCACAAUACAAAAUGUCUCCAUGCCCCAAGACUCCCAAAGAUCAUCCAGGACACAAUCUAAAACUCAGAAAGAGACUUUCAAACAAUCUCAACAAUAAUUUAGGUUAGUCUGGUGUUCCUAACCUUAACAAUAGGUCUUAUAGGCCCACUAUAUAAUCACAUUGUUUUGUGCAGUAUUACAGAUAUUUUUAUGUGACCAUGACUGACUUCAAAGCUAUUUUAAACAUUAUUGAUAUUUUCCUAUUUUAUUUUCAACUGAGUCACAACCAGUUUUAGUUUUUCGAAUGUGACCGACUGGUUUUAGUAGCCAUUGGCCUUUGCACUAAUUUCAGAUCAGCUUAUGUCCAUUUACUGUCCUGUUGUCUUUUUUCCAAAUAUCUCAUCCAACAACUGCAAUGAAUCUUUGGCCAUUUUACGAAUGUCAUGCUAACAUACUAUUCUUACUAUUUCUGCAAUCGACAUACUGUGUAUUCUCUGGUCAGUGUGCAGAGUUUCUGUAUGCAUGAAUUACCUGAUGACCUACUACUACAUUUGCCAAAAUGUGCAGCCUACAGCAGAGCACACUCAGUGAAAUAUGCUCGAACUGACCUUCCAUUUCCAGUGUGACGAAGUAAUAUCGACCAUCAUUUUGAAAAUCUCUAUUACUUAUGUGCUUUAUUUAAAAACAUAAAAAAAACCUUUGCAUUAGUAAUGCAAAAUAACCAUAUUUAUUUCCAAGAUGAUAACUGGACGACGUUCACCUGCAACGUAAUGAGGUCAUGUGACAACAAUGUCGCAUGCUACUGUUUGCAUAGUAGCAAAAACAAAAUUUAAUUCACAUUUACGACUUUAAACUCACAAUUGUGAGAUAUAAAUUCAGAAUUAUUUCUUAUUUUUAUUCUGUGGCGGAAUCCAGCUUUCAGUGUAUAAAUGCUAUAUUGCUUAAAACAUCUCUUAUAAUAAUGAGAAAGUCGCAUUUGCGAGAUAUAAUUGCACAACUGAGACAUAAAUUUGCAAACGCGAGAUGAAAAGUUGCAAUUAGGAGAUCUAAAGUCACAAUUGCAAGAAAUAAAGUCGUAAUUGCAAGAUCAACAGGCAAAAUUGAGAUGUUAACAGUAGCGCCAUCUUUGAUUUUGAAUGGGAAUGGGACUUUCCAUUUCUUCAAUGGGCUGUACAGCAGUUUAAAGAGUUUUUGGACCACUCAGCGGACAAAACAUUUAUCAAAUAUCUGUCCAACAACAGACAACAUGAGUUGUGGAAAAUCAGAUGUGAUCUAGGAGCUUUUUACAGCUUUAUACCAUUCAUGCCAUUGAAGAUAUGGUAAGACUAUCCCUCAGAGCCACGUUGUCUUUCCCAUUAACAAUCAAAGAUGGCACUAGUGUGAAUAAGGUCUAUAGGCUGGGUUUCUCGAUAGCAUUGCAACUUAAGCUUUUACGAUCAUCUUAAUUAAUGUUGCUUGUUAUUUGAGGAUGCAGUAGUGGCUGUUUCCCAAACAAGCACAUAGAUCGCUUGUUAUAAAGUAGAACUUAAGUGCUUCAUUACAGGAGCUGUCCAGUCCAAAGGUGCUGAAAUUUGGCCAGUAUGUCCAGGAGUUUGUAUUCUCAACAUGAAAAUAAUGUAGAAAUACUAACAAACAUGGAAGUUGCUUGUAACCUUAUUAAGGUGCCGAAAUUGCGAGAUCUGAAGUCGCAAAUGCGAGAUGUAGUAACAACUGCAAAAUAAUUUUCCCAUUGGCAUAUCUCAUAAUUAUGAGAAAUGAAGUUGCGAAUACAAAUCAAAGUCCUUUUAGCAAGUCAGUCCACUCAGCAGCCAUCUUUGAAACACUCCCGGGCAGCUAUUUGUCCAUGUGUACAAGACGUGUAGCCCCUAUCUGCUUGUUGGGAUAAAAUGGGCGAAGACCGAAAUCUCAAAAGACCGAAAGUCAGAAUUGUGAAAUAUAAAGUCAGAAUCACCUUUUUUAUUUCUUUAUUCUGUGGUGGGAUCAAGGCACCGUAUUAUACUGCUCAGUAAGUAAGUGUUCCAUUCCAAACAUCGCCAUUGAUUAUGUCAUUCUUCCUUAUCCCACUUACAACUUGAGCAAAGCAUGAUGGGAUGUGUAGUCUUUCAGUGCUAAUGCCACAAAUAUGGCACACAGUCUCUGUGUAUUAAUAUUCAGUUUGAAGUCAUUUAAUUGGCCAGAGUACAUAUCAGUCUAUCAGUCUAUGUAACCAUUGCAUUUGUGAUGUUUGAUAACAUAACACAGUAACUGUACCUAGAUUGUUGAUUUUGGUAUAUCUAGAGUUUAAAGGAUUUGGUUGGGAUGUUCUGCCAGAAAGUAAAAAAAAAAGAUGACAACAAGGGCUGCUGCAUGACUAUUUAUAGAUCUCUUAUGAACAGAUGCACUGUGAUGAACGUUAGCGUUAAUGAGAGUCUAAUGAUCGCUGGAUGAGGUAUCUAGUUUUAUGACUCAAGCCAUUAAUAUAAUCACUCAAACAAUUAAAAUCUAGGCUUUUAUCUCCUUAGACUCAUUCUUUGGUUUCACAUGGAGGCUGCCAAAGAAUACAGAACGGUUGAAUAUUAUCAAGUGCUAUUUGUGUAAAUUGAUGCGUGUACAGUAUACUGUGUUACUCUUUAUAAUCUUUCCAUCACUGGUGUCAUUCUCAUGGGUUAGAUUUGUGUUUGAUGGUGUAAGUCGUAUAACAAGGAAUCCAGGGGAAAAACUAUGGUGCUGUUUAAACUCCUAAUCCUCUACAGCGUGGAUGGAUGAUGCGUUUUGCAAGCUGAGAGAGAAAGGGGAAAAGCAAGAUUCGUUCUGGAUCCAGUCUUAACACUCUGGAGGAUCUCACAACAUAUAAACUCUGUGCAGAUGCAUCACUUGCCAUCUGCUUCAUCAGAGCUUCUGUUGGCCUGCUACUAAGUGUUGAUGUGGAUUUUAAGGGAUAGUUUACCCAAAAUGAAAAUACUGCCACCAAUUUCUCACCCUCAUGUAUUUUGAAACCUGAAAAUCAAUAGAAAUAAACAGAAUUGUUUAUUUUUAUUGAUUAUUCCUUUAUUGAGAUUGUGUGUUCAAGUAUCCAUUGACCCUUCUCUCUGAGAAGAACAUUCAGGGUUUAGGCUGAUCUUUUUUUUAGUUAUUUUUGUUUCUAAAAUGUUCGAGAUGUAUUUGUGUAUGAAAGCUUUAUUUAUGCAUGUUUUAUUGGCACGAUAGAAUUUUUUUGGCGCUUCAUCGCGUACUUUAGCGAUGAUUUGUCUGUUUUUAUACCUUAUAUUACAAGUAUUACUCUUAUUAAUAUUAAAUUCACAACUUUUUCAUAACUGUAUAUCUGCAUUUCUGGUGUUUUUAAUUGUUUGUUUGUUUUUUCAGUAUGUAAAGUGUGGUCUUUUGUGCUAUUCUACUUCAACAUUUCAAUAAAAGCUUUCUUUUA